GCCGCACGGGCGCCUGCUCUCGCGUCUCGCACCAGCUCGAGACGAGAGCAACCGCCGGUUCGAUCCUCGUCCUCAUCGUCGAUCCGGCCGUCGCCAUUUGCAACCGCGAACCGUCCGGCGAACGACGCGUCUCCUCGACCGUCCCCCUGAGAUCCUCUACCGCACUCGCAGUUCCUGGGCCACUGUGCUCAGGCCUUACGGCAGCAGCUCUCCGUCGCAGCUUCCGUCGCGCCCUUCGGCCAACAGCGCGGCCUCUCGUCGGAAAAGCCUCCCGGCGCUCUUCCUAAGCCUCGCGUCGUAAACCAUCCCCUGAAGCCUUAUCGUCGGUCCAUGGACGCAGCUAUGCCGCCUCAGCCGCAGGUUGUGCAGCAGCCAGGGGCGAAAGCAUGGGCACCAGGGACCAGUCCGAACAAAGGCCGGUCGCCCAUCUUUGUGAUCCUGCUUCUCUCGCUCAUUCCGGUCAUGUUCGGCUGCGCUCUGGCCAUCCGCUACGCAACACGGGGCCCACGGGUUGUACGCACCGAAGCGGCGCCUACCACAGUGGCGCCUACCACCGCGGCGGUCGCAAUCACCACGACCCCAUUACUCUGGCCAUCGGCUACGUCAUCGGAAUCCCAUGAUACGGAACCCCAUGUUACGGGGCCCUUUAAGGAAACGACUGCUACGAAAGCCACUGUUCCGGAAACCAGUGUUACGGCAAGCGAUGUUACGGACACCAGUACUGUUGAAGGAAUCACUGUUCCGGAAACCAGUGAUACGGCAACCUAUGUUACGGACACCACUACUGUUGAGGGAAUCACUCUUCCGGAAACCAGUGAUACGUCAAGCGAUGUUACGCAAACCACUACUGUUGAGGUAAUCACUGUUCCGGAAACCAGUGAUACGGCAACCCAUGUUACGGACACCACUACUGUUGAGGGAAUCACUGUUCCGGAAACCAGUGAUACGUCAAGCGAUGUUACGGAAACCACUACUGUUGAGGAAAUCACUGUUCCGGAAACCAGUGAUACGGCAAAGGCUGUUACGGACACCACUACUAUUAAAGCAGCCACUGUUGAGAGAUCCAUUAUUGACCUGACCAAGCCGUACGCGCCGAGAAGGGGCUCUGAAGUCUAUCCCGAAGAUCAUCUGCCAAAAGACGUCACGCCGGAGGGUUAUGAGCUCACGAUUGCCCUGAACGGAACAAGACUGGCCGACGACAAGAUGCAAGUGACCGGCAAAGCAGUGGUCUCGUACAAGGUAGUCCAGGCCACCUCAAAGCUUGUCCUGAAGGCCUCGUCGACGACCAUCAAGCAUGUGAAAUUGGCACUCCUCGAGGCUCGCCCGGCUGAUGGAAAGGCCAAGGGUCUGAAUAUCACGACUCUGAGCUUCAGUCGCCAGUUCAUGAUCGCAAGGCUCGAAAAACCGUUGACAAAGAACAGCUUGUACACUUUGGUCGUGGAGUACGAGUACGACAAGGCUGCGCAAGGAGGACCGAUCAAGCUGGCGGCAAGGCUCCCCAACAUGGUGCUGGCGAAGGGCCAGGCGCACUCCUUGUUUCCGUGCUCCGAAGAGCAAGGCUGGAAUGUCCCCAUUAAUCUGACACUAAAGACGCCCAAUGGCUUGGUGGCUGUCUCAAAUGCGCCCCUGGAUGGGGAUCCAACAGAGGAUGGCGGGUUAACUGUCCACAAGUUCAAGCCAACGAAGGCCAUGCCACCGGACAUGCUUGCCUGGAUUGUGUUUCCAAAUACUAGGAAGCAUACGCCUGCUGUUCCAAACAAAUUGAACACAUACAUGAAGAAAGAGAAUGCGAACCUGACGGCAGCUGCAAAGAAGGCCUUUGAGUUUCUUGAAAAGUUCUUCCAGAAGACUGGCGGAGAACACAUCCCAAAGAUUGACAUGGUGUUCGACGAGCAUGCGGAGUCGCAGGAGAGCCUCGGCAUUAUUGUGCUGGCCGAAACCCUUAACGAAGAGCAAAGUUGUGCUAAAAUCGCCAGACAGUGGACACACAAACUGAUGAGCCAGCCAAACGAUCCCACUUGGCUAGGUUCCGCAGGCGUCGCCUACCUGUGCCUGCUGGCGGUAACGGAGGAAAGCGCGUUGCCAGCCAAGAUCCUGGAACAAGUGAAACACUGCACGGAGGCUACCCCGAAUAAUGACAUAAGGGACCUACUGGCGUUCCGCAUGGUGCACAUCAUUCUCGGUGACGCAGCCACCCAGACUGCUAUACAGGCAUACGUCACCGCACAUCUCUUUAAUGACACGACCAGUGAAAAAGAAAUGGCUGCUUUCAGCCCGAUUACUGCAGAAAACAUCGAUCACUGGCGCAAGGAAACUUUCAAGACAAAGAAGCUGAAAAGGCUGUUGGGAGCCACAAAAAAGAUCACAUGGGAGGAACCGACCACCGAUGCCACACCCUUCGCCAAGAACGCCACGACGGGUGCCGUAAAUGCUCGCGCUCCCACUGCUGUCGCCGUUGCCUGGCUGAACAAGACCCAUGCUUCUUUCGAGGUGACUGCCGAGGACACACAGCCCCUGUACGUGAACCCCUCCGUGAUGGCGUGCUACAGAAUCCAUCUCGACUCGGAGUGGUGGAAACUCAUUGGCAAAGACAUGGAGAAGACACCACCAGAUGCCAUCAACGCGUGGUACCUUCUGGGCGAGGCGGCAAAGCAGUUCGCAACAAUCAAGCGGGAAGCAGACUUCAGCGGCUUCGUGUGGAUGUGGGCUGCCCUGAAGUCCGGCGACACAGACUUGUGGGACGAGCACGUCAAGAAGUUUGUCGAAGCCGAGAGGGUGGUCUACUCCCUGCUCGACACGGAAAGGGCCGAGACCAAUUUCACGGCACGCAUCAAGGCCGUGAUAGCAGCCAGGGUCAAAGCCAUCACAGCGAAAGAAAUAACAGCCGCAAACGCUAAGAAGGCACCUGUCCUGCUCGCCAACCUGGCGUGCGAGAUCGGGAUGAAGGAAUGUAGCGAGCUUGUCCCCGUUGCCGUCAGUGCCAAAGCACUUGACAAAGACUUCGAUUCCGCACCUCUGGCCCAGGAGGCGGUAGCCUGCUCUUUCGGCUCUGCUGUGACGAACGAAACAGAGUUCGACGCCAAGAUGCCGCUGGCGACGGGCCACAAGCCGCCCUGGCCUGUACGCUUGGCCUUCUGCGGUUGCAUUCCCAUUCCGAGCGAGUCGGACAAGCUGACCGAUAAGGUCAACGCGCAGUACAGACGGGCGCUCAGGAAACACUGGACAGUCGACGAGGCCGCGCCCAUUCGUGUUCCACACGGCCUGCGUAAAUUGGCACUCGAUACCUUGACUUCUACGACUAAGGAGCCUCACGUGUACCAACAAUAUCUGAAGAGCGCUGCAGCCUUGAAACUUGUACGAAGCACGGAUGAGCUGAAAAAGAUACGGGAAGCAGCAUCCAAACGGGGUAUUUCGGAUGCUGACUUGAAAGAAGUCCAGGACAGCGUCGUACAGGUGAAUGCGUCCCUCCUGGAAUGGAUCAACUACUCACCGCCGACGCCUUAAGUGCGCCAGCGCAAAGAGUACCCAACUGCGUGGUGCCAGCCACUCCCCGAUAUGGAGCCACCUCCAAAUAAAUUGGUUUGGCCCUCCCAGGCCUGUGAACAUACUAGAUUGAACAGU
This is a messenger RNA of Dermacentor albipictus, 3621 nucleotides long. RefSeq lists its product as uncharacterized. Gene Ontology annotation, cellular component: cytoplasm. Gene Ontology annotation, biological process: proteolysis; peptide catabolic process. Lineage: Eukaryota; Metazoa; Arthropoda; Arachnida; Ixodida; Ixodidae. The record is from RefSeq and is a predicted model, not a curated record. Gene Ontology annotation, molecular function: zinc ion binding; metalloaminopeptidase activity; peptide binding.